AUGGCCAUAUCGACAACCUGGGUUCACGACUUAGCUGUUGUCAGCGUUGUAGGUCUUAUUACGUCUAUAGUACGCUCCAGUGCCAGAACGUACUUUGAGCAAACUAUAUCAGAAUGGCCUAAACUAGAUGAAGCGGUCAAAAGCCGGUUAGCAGUUGAAGUGGGCGUCAUACCAUCUCGAAUCGUCUUGUUUUAUCUCACCCUGCCGGUGAUGCUAAAUGGAUUCUCUCCUACAGAGUCAUGGACAGCCAGUGAUACAGCAAAUUCACUGUUGUCGUGUGCUAUUCUGACUGGAUCGUAUAUCAUUGAUCUUACCGUUACAAGGAAUGAUAAGGCUGCCACACUGCACCAUAUGAUGGGCCCAGCCUUACUAUUAUGGAUCCGUCUUUCUUUCUCAUCCUUUACAUCCUCAGAUGCUCUCUUAUGUCGACUAUUAAUCCAAUUUGUAUUUUUUGGAGCCACAAUCUCCGGAGCCACAACAACAACGCUAGUAUUUCUAUACCAGUUCAGAAAAACCUGGUUUCGAUCCAGUGCCAGCAACGCUUACUUCUAUUUCACCUUGCUUCUUCCAGUGUUAGCUUUGUCUACUAUUGCCAGCACAUUUUACUGCACUACCUAUUUACUUGUCUGGUUUGAAGAAGUUUUUGCUUACUUCGGACAUUGGGGUUAUCUCCCGCUUGGAUGGGUACUGGUCGAGUGCGGCAUGCAAUGGAAAUGGUUAAUGUGGUUCUAUAAUUUUGAUGAGUGGUACCGCAACACGACAUACGACGAUCCAAAAGAGUCGAAUGAGACCAAACAACACAUGGCAACGGUGGCAACUGCCGCAUGGUGGUUGCCAAAGUGGCGCUUUGCAGCUAUUCAACUGCUGGCAGCAGCGUGGUUUGUUACUGUGCUUGGGGCCAUUUGGAGAACAGGUGAUAUCCAAUAUUUGGGGAGAAAAAUGGCCGGCAUCGCGUCAAAUAUUUGGAAUCAGGGUUUAGAAGUUCGUUACGAUGUAUUAAAUUCACAGAAACACCAAGACUUAUGA
Messenger RNA from Trichoderma virens Gv29-8, 1026 nucleotides. RefSeq lists its product as uncharacterized. Lineage: Eukaryota; Fungi; Ascomycota; Sordariomycetes; Hypocreales; Hypocreaceae. Bases 1 to 1026 code for a protein of 341 amino acids. The transcript has 2 exons. The record is from RefSeq and is a predicted model, not a curated record.